UCAUCAUACAGGAAAACAAGUUAUUUAUCCCUUAUAUGAAAUACUGGUGGUUGUGUUCAUCGUGUUAAUUGCAGUUCUCUUUCGGAUUCAUUUAUAAAUUAUUAUUUAAAAUGUAUACGGGGUAUCUUUUCAUCACGGCUUUUUCUAUCUUGGCAAUGACGGCAGUCUGCGAUGAUUCUAUUUCUACAAGUUUGGAAGGAAAUAAAAUGAGCAUGCCAGUGGAUGAUUUAUGUACAACGGCGGGAUUUGUCAAAAACCCUAAUGUGCCGACAAAGCAAACCGCUACAGGAGGCACAAAGCAGGCCUCAACCGGCGACAAAGAUGCGCCUGCGAUGUCCAUCACAGCCAUCAUCCUGACAGUUCUCGGCGUUAUGGUUUUCAUACUUGGCGCGGGUUUAUUCGCCCUUUAUUUGCACAAUAAACAGAAAGUGAAUUAAAUGAUAAAACAUAUACCAUGCAGCAUAUACCAUGUUUAGUUUAGUUUUUUCUUGUAUUUACUAACACAUCUAGAGAUAAGAUUAAUUAUUGUAUACUAACAAAUUGUAUGAGUCUUGUUACUUGUGAAAUAAAAAUGAAAUUGAAAUUGAAAACUAUCA
Molecule: messenger RNA, 596 nt
Organism: Leguminivora glycinivorella
Lineage: Eukaryota; Metazoa; Arthropoda; Insecta; Lepidoptera; Tortricidae
Exons: 5
Coding region: 111-437 (108 amino acids)
Source: RefSeq, a predicted model, not a curated record